Molecule: messenger RNA, 534 nt
Organism: Botrytis byssoidea
Lineage: Eukaryota; Fungi; Ascomycota; Leotiomycetes; Helotiales; Sclerotiniaceae
Exons: 1
Coding region: 1-534 (177 amino acids)
Source: RefSeq, a predicted model, not a curated record
AUGACAGCCACCACCUAUCACCUGCAUUCGUACGAACGACUGAGAAAAGAAGAGCUCGCUCAAGCUCACGAAAGAGAGUGGUAUCACAACAGCAUACGUAAGCACCAGAACUGGAACGAUAUCCGAUUUCAACUAUCGCCUCAAUACGGCAAAUUUAUGCACUAUAAAAAAUUUCAGAUUCAACGACAGGUAGAAAUUGAUUAUCUAGCAGAGCAAGCGAAAGAACUUUAUCUCAAACAACAAGAUCCUGAAUGGCAAGCUGAGCAGAUGGAGUUAAGGAGAUGGGAAGAGUAUAGAAGACAUGUGGUGCAAAAUGAUUUGGUACAUUGCAUGACUUUGGAGGAAAAGAAUGAAAGAGAAAUGAGAAGAGCUAGGGUGAGAAGAGCCGCUAAGUACCAGAAAAAGUUGCAGCGGUACCUCGCGGAAUGUGAUCUUCAAGAUCGUCACGAUCGAGAAAAUAAGUUGGCCUACCAAGCUAUCGGGGGCUUUGCCCUUUUGUCAGUUGGUGUUGCUCUGUUUUCAUUCUUUUGUUAG